AUGGCGAGCGGAUUUGGCAUCCAUGGAGGGCCUGGCCGAUGCUACCCCAUCUGGAUGGACUUUUCGGAGUGCAUGUCCAAAACGGAAGACCCCAAGAAGUGCGCAGACUUUAGGGACGACUACCUGGAGUGCCUCCACCACCGCAAAGAGUUCACCAAAUUGAAUAGGUUCUUUAGAGAAGAGAAGCGGCAG
Chlorella variabilis is the source of this 192-nucleotide messenger RNA. RefSeq lists its product as hypothetical. The transcript is spliced from 3 exons. Gene Ontology annotation, biological process: mitochondrial respiratory chain complex I assembly. The record is from RefSeq and is a predicted model, not a curated record. The annotation marks the transcript as partial. NCBI's taxonomy places the organism in Eukaryota, Viridiplantae, Chlorophyta, Trebouxiophyceae, Chlorellales, Chlorellaceae.